UUAUAAGUGUUAGUAAUAAUGAUUCUGACUUUUCAACAGGCUCAGUUUCAUCAAAGAAAGAUUCCAAUUUUGAUUCAAAAUUCAAUAUUAAGGUUAUAAUUAAAUUCACAAUUGAAUCAGACAAUUUCGAUAUUUUUCAAGAUAAUUUAAUUAAACAUAUUCAAGAUUGCAUUGAUAAUAAUGAUUUCAAUAAAAAUAAUAUUGAAGUCUCUUAUAAAAUUAAUGGCCGUGAACAAGCAAUAGCUUUAGAUAACAAAGAUGACUAUAAUAUAUUUAUUAGUGAAUGUAAAAAAUUAGAAAAAUUAAGUUCGAUUCCAAGUCUUCAGGAAUUUUUUGAAAAGUUAGACAAAAAUCAUAAUGGAAAUGGUGGUUAUUUGGAUUUAAUAGCAGGAUUUGAACAGGAGAAAAUAACUGUAAAUACCAUUAAGGACUUGAGUGAUUCAGAAUUAAUUCAAUUAGGUAUUACCAAAAUUGGAUAG
Molecule: messenger RNA, 479 nt
Organism: Racocetra persica
Lineage: Eukaryota; Fungi; Glomeromycota; Glomeromycetes; Diversisporales; Gigasporaceae
Source: the annotation of a GenBank genome assembly